Cladophialophora psammophila CBS 110553 is the source of this 369-nucleotide messenger RNA. RefSeq lists its product as uncharacterized. The annotation marks the transcript as partial. Gene Ontology annotation, biological process: protein homooligomerization. The transcript has a single exon. The record is from RefSeq and is a predicted model, not a curated record. Gene Ontology annotation, molecular function: protein binding. Lineage: Eukaryota; Fungi; Ascomycota; Eurotiomycetes; Chaetothyriales; Herpotrichiellaceae.
CCUAUGACGACCGCUACGAAGAUAAUAAACUUGAAUGUCGGCGGACGGAUAUUUACCACUCUAAUCUCCACCCUAACCAGCCAAUCUACCUUUUUUACCGCAUUGCUUUUAGAUCGGUGGGAGAGUGAGGACUGUCUAGUGGACGGCAACCUUUUCGUGGAUGCCAAUCCGGAUCUGUUUCAACACAUCCUUGACUAUCUACGGCGCUCGAUUCCCCCAGUAUUCUGGACUCGUGUCAAUGGUUUUGAUUUUGCAUUAUAUGCGGCUCUGCUGCAAGAGGCUCGAUAUUUUGGCAUUGCAGCCCUCGAAAAAUGGAUUGCGGAACAGCACUAUCUUAGAGCCAUUACCAUUCACCAAUCGAUCCAAGUG